AUGACGGGCUCCAUACCUAACUUUCAAUAUGGAACCAUCGGGGACGGCUUUGGAAGAAUGAUCGACUUAUAUUACAGGAAUCUGGUCGAAUGCAUGAGGUAUCUCUUGGGUCAACAUUGCAACAAGUCGAGCAUGUGGAAUACGCAGGAAAGACUUCCUACUGGGGCCACAAUUGUCCCCAUUAUCUGCAGCUCCGACGGCACGCAUCUGACAAACUUCUCCGGAGACAAGAAGACCUGGCCAAUAUAUAUGAUGAUAGGCAAUAUACCGGGAAAAGUACGAUCCAAGCCGUUGACCAAGGUGCAUUUGCUACUCACAUUAUUGUCAAUACCCCCUAAGAUAAUUGGCGACGUGACCUCAAAGGGGAGACUCCGGUCCUGGGUGGUGGAGACACUGAGGAGAGUCAUGUCAGUUAUACUGGAGCCUCUGCUGCACUUUGACCAAAGGCUCGGCAUCAAUGCCAUCGGGGUGCUGGAAGCUGGGAUUGGCGAUGGUCCACCAAAGCAAGACCCGCCCUACUGGCUCUAG
This is a messenger RNA of Morchella sextelata, 528 nucleotides long. RefSeq lists its product as uncharacterized. The record is from RefSeq and is a predicted model, not a curated record. Bases 1 to 528 code for a protein of 175 amino acids. The transcript is spliced from 2 exons. Lineage: Eukaryota; Fungi; Ascomycota; Pezizomycetes; Pezizales; Morchellaceae.